Molecule: messenger RNA, 1324 nt
Organism: Juglans regia (Persian walnut)
Lineage: Eukaryota; Viridiplantae; Streptophyta; Magnoliopsida; Fagales; Juglandaceae
Exons: 3
Coding region: 67-1104 (345 amino acids)
Cellular component (GO): plasma membrane
Source: RefSeq, a predicted model, not a curated record
CUUUCCUAUGUCAGAGAAAUCAUCUCUUUCUCUCACUCUGAUCAGUAUUCUCUCUUCACUCACUCAAUGUUGAAUCACAGAAUGGAUGGUGUGGAGGAUCAAGAAGCACUAUUUCAUACCUACCCUUGUGCAUACUACGUCCAAAGUCCUUCCACUCUCUCUCACACCAACAGUGCUGAUGUUCGAAACAACAACGAAUCCACAUUCCACUCUCCAGUCCGCUCUGAAACCUUCCUCGCCAACACAGCGAACCCCAACCACGAAGCCUCACGAUUCACUCUUUCCCGCUACUCUUCCUCUCGUGGAUCGAACAACUCGUUUCUGCAUGAAAAGAAGGUUGCUUAUGACGCUCGAAGCCAGGGGACAGGUACCGAGAAUGGUGAGAACCGUUUGAUCAUUGUUGAUGGUGGAGUACUUGGCGACAAUGACGAUGAAGAGGAUGAGGAUGGUGAGAAAGAAUACUAUCAAAGAAGAAGAGGGCGUUGGAGAAGGUACUGUACUUAUCGUAAUUCUGAUCCAUGUGUGUGGAUUUGUUUACAAAUAAGUUGGAGGGCAAUGGUCAGCUUCGGAGUUGCGCUGCUAGUCUUUUACCUUGUUACAAAGCCCCCACCACCCGAGCUCUCUGUUAAGAUAACGGGCGUUGGGCAAUUUGUAUUGGGGGAAGGAGUGGAUGCCUCGGGUGUUGUAACAAAGAUCCUCACCUGCAAUUGCUCGGUGGACUUGGUGACGGAGAACAAGUCCAAGCUCUUCGGCCUUCACAUUCACCCUCCAAUAAUCGAUAUGUUAUUUGGUCGCCUCCCUUUCGCCAUGUCAUAUGGUCCAAAGCUAUAUGCUGAGAGUGGCACAACAGUGUACCACUUAACUGUGGGGACAAUGAAUAAGCCGUUGUAUGGAGCGGGAAGAAGUAUGCAGGACAUGCUUGAGUCUGGAAUGGGACUGCCACUUGUUAUUCGAAUGAGGUUGAGUUCAAAUUUCCGAGUAGUGUGGAAGCUUGUGACGCCUAAAUUUCAUCAUCAAGUUGAAUGUCUGUUAGUCCUUAGAAGCGCAUAUGAUAAGAAACAUCGAACCCAAGCAUUUAAUAGCACCUGCGCAGUUACUUCUUAAUUAGAACCAAAACACAUGGAACAGCUAGCUGCGCGCAUCAAGUAUAUUACAUAUAUAUAAUUCAGUACUGCGUCAUGUUUUGCUGCAUAUAAUAUAUAUGCCAAUGUUUGGCAAAUACAAGUAUAUAAGAUCAUGAUAUAUAAAUGUUCAAACAUACAGAAAGAUAUUAGACUAUAUAUAUUAUAUAUAUGAGAAAUGAUAAUUACAGUAAUUGAGUGUG